Messenger RNA from Zeugodacus cucurbitae (melon fly), 591 nucleotides. Its product is annotated as larval cuticle protein 65Ag1-like. Gene Ontology annotation, molecular function: structural constituent of chitin-based larval cuticle. The transcript has 2 exons. The record is from RefSeq and is a predicted model, not a curated record. The coding region runs from base 68 to 391 and encodes 107 amino acids. Lineage: Eukaryota; Metazoa; Arthropoda; Insecta; Diptera; Tephritidae. Gene Ontology annotation, cellular component: chitin-based extracellular matrix.
CCCUCACUAAGUCAACAUUCGCAAUUUGCUAGUCACAAAGAGCAUCAUCCUUAAACAAAAAAUCAAAAUGAAAUUCGUCAUUGUUUUCGUUGCCCUCUUCGCUGUCGCCUUCGCCGCCCCAGCCACUCCCGAUGGUGAUGCUCAAGUCGUGCGUUUCGAUUCCGAUGUUCAGCCCAAUGGAUUCAACUAUGCUUAUGAGACCAGCAACGGUAUCCAAGAACAAGCCUCCGCCUCGCUCGAUAACGAAGGUUCAGAAAAUGAAGCUAUCUCCGUCAAAGGCUCAUACUCUUUCGUCGCUGAUGAUGGUCAAACCUACACCGUCACCUACAUCGCCGAUGAGAACGGUUUCCAACCACAAGGUGCUCAUUUGCCCGUUGCCCCAGAAGCUUAAGUUAUUAAGUAUGGUUGACUAAGUUAUUGUUAUUUUACAAAAAAAAAAAAAAACGAAUUGUUGUUUAUUCCUAGUAAUCCUCAUAUCAGUCUCGCUAUGACAAACAAUUGAUCCUUUUUAAUUAGUGUAAUCAGUUGUUAGUUAGAGUCUAAGCAAUCGAGGUUUAAUAAAUGUGUAAUAAAUAUGAAGAAACAACAAAA